Schistosoma turkestanicum is the source of this 1949-nucleotide messenger RNA. Lineage: Eukaryota; Metazoa; Platyhelminthes; Trematoda; Strigeidida; Schistosomatidae. The record is from the annotation of a GenBank genome assembly.
AUGAAUUAUAAUGCCGCCGUUACUAAUUCUAAAAACUCAGGAACAACUACAAAAGCUUCGAUUUCUUCCCAUGGAAGACAGCAUAGGAAAAGUUCUUUACGAUUAUGCCGUCGCAGAAAUUUCUCUAGAACAGUGAAACGAAAACCCUCUCGAAUCAGUCACCACAAAGCCAAGCGUGAAACAAAAAAUGCACCAUGGACUCCCGGUGAUGAUUACUUAUUAAUAAAUUCCGUUGUUAUGGUAUGUAACCUUACGGAAGUGUAUCACACCGUAAGAUUCGCUGUUCAUUUUACGGAGAAAGAAAUUGAAAAUCGUUGGCGUGAUUUACUAUUCGACCCUAUUGUAUCUAGUACUGCACUGAAAGCAAUCGAUAAACUUCCACCGUUUAUAAAAUAUCAACUAGAUAGACAAAUACCAUUCAGUUCACAAGAGGAUAAUAUUAUAGCUCAGAUUUCGUUCUCCGAUGUCUAUCCAGACGGUGUGUUGAAAUCACUCAAUGUAUAUAAUUUAAAUCCUUCCGUAUUUACAGAAAUUUUACGCAAACAUCCAACAAUAUUCUAUACCGGACGAAAUGAACUAGAUUUAUAUCGUCAAUGGUGUCGUUUUUAUAAUUGUCAUUGUAUCAUAGUAAAAGAUGGUGUAAAACCAGUGUCAACACCUGACGAUAACACAUUUUCACCACCAACUUCACCAGAUGUCAAAAUAACAAAUACGGCAACUACAAAUCAUGACCGUGUAUCUUCAUUGAAAGAUGAUAAUUAUUAUAAUCCCAUUGCAUUAGGCGGUGACUCACAAAGUUUUUCUGAUACAGAAUUAUUAUUAGAAGAGACAGUAAAUAAUGCGAUUGUUGCAGGAAUACCUAAAUUAACCGAACCGUCAACCGCAUCACGUAGACAACACAUGUUGAAUCAAACAUCAUAUCAUGGUUUUCAAGGUCUUGUUACACAAACAGUUCUAGAAGCACUUCUUAAAGAAUCAUCUUCUAGUCAACUCAAUGAUUCAACUAUUCAUUCUAGUCCAUAUCAUCAUUAUUCUUCUCCUACUGCCACUGAUGCCUCUUCAACAACAACAGCAGCAACAACAACAACAACUCCGUCUAGUACACGUGGAACAACAUCGUGUGUCGAGUUAAAAUCAUCAUCAAUUGGUCACGAUCAAAGUCAUAUACCACUAACACAAGAAAUAAGUAAUAAAGCACGCUCAUUGUCGUUUACACGUUCAUCGUCUGUGACUACAUCAUUAAAUAAUCAGGAAUUUGAUUUUAAACGUCGAUUAGAAUUACAUCGAAAUCGUGGACGUUUAUGGGCACGUUUACGUCGAACUAAAGAAGAAGCUAAACGUUGGACACGUCUAGUUGAAAUGUAUAUAGCUAAUGGGCUAGAAAUAAUGGAUCCACAACCAACUUAUCCAGCAUUAGCAUCGCUUACAGGAUCAAGAACACAAUUUUUGAUUAAAGAAAAGAAGGUUACAUUUGGUCGCAAUUCAUUUGUUUAUCAGCCACAUAUUAAUUUAUCAAUUGAAAGUGGUGCCAGUGCACGUAUAUCACGUUGUCAUGGUCAAAUACGAUUGAGUAAAGAUGGUAUAUUUUGGUUAGCUAACUUCUCAUCUCAUACAGUUUAUGUUGAUGGUAAUCCAAUACUAACAGACGAAGAAGUUGAGCUGAAAGAUUUCGCGACAAUUUUAAUCGAUCAUAUCACAUUGAGAUUUGAUAUAAAUCAUGAUUACGUGAAUUGGUUAUGUACCAAUGAUAUUUCUACUAACAGUUAUCAUAACAAUAGUAAUAAUAAUAAUAAUGAUAAAAGCUAUACGAUUAACAGUAAUCAUUAUGACAGCAACAAUAUUAAUUUUAACAAUAAUAUGGUAAAGAAUAUUUCAGAAGAAAUUCAACCAAUCAGCGAUAGUCAAAGUGAACUGGAAAAAACCGCUGAAUUAUCGAUAUUAUCAAAUAA